UUUCUAAAACUCUCAACCCCAUAAUAUCCGAAACUCUUGUCUAAAUCCCCUAGACCUCCACUAGCCCUAUGCUGCCCAAUUAAUCGAACCAUAUAGCACACUUAGGGUCCACUAAAAUUCCCUUUCCCAAAAUGCUUACUGAAAAUUCCCCCACUGAAGAAGACCAGGAAGAGCUUGACCGUGAACGGGCGCUUGCUCAGGCCCGAAGAGAAGAACAGGAGAUGCUCCAAGAAGCUAGAGAGUACGAACAGAAGGAGACCCUCAGGAUUGGCAGUAGAGCCAAGGAUGCCAUAUUUGACCAGCAGCGGCCCUGACCAAGCGACCAGGAAGGAACUUUGGAUCCCAAGAUCAUGAAAGUGUGGAGUGAGGUGAGCGAUAACGUCUUGGAUACCAUGGCAACUGGCGCUGAGCUCGGGUUUACGAUUAAUAGAGUGUAUUAUAACAAAUGGAAUUUCAUACAUAAAUUGAAUGGGGAGAAACUUGAGAAGAAGGGAGUGGAAGAGCAGCAGAAAGAGGGAGUGAAAGAGGGAGAGAAGGAGAAAUCUUCGAAGUAUUCUGCUUUACUGAAAUAUCGCGCGAAUCUUACGAAAACUAUCGCUUCUGAGGCAAAUAUUACUGAAACUAUAAAUGCUCAUUUUCAACUUCCAGAACUUGAAGCUACAAUCUGUGAAAAUCCUACCUUAUAUCCUCACUACCGAGACCCAUACCCUACACCUGGACUUCAUCCAGAUGUCUUCAUCUCCUUAAACCUUCAAAAGCCUAACAAGUCUCGCUCAGCCAACGCCAAAGAGAACAUCCCCAGUGGCUCUGCUACAAAGCCCAUCAGGUCUGGCGCUCAACUAGGCUUCAUCAAAGAAACAGAGAGACUUGCUCGAGAACAAUCUAAAAGAGUAACCAAACAUAAAGGCUUUAAAUUUGGGGCAUCUAACAAGAAAUUUAAAUUUAUUCGCUAA
Moneuplotes crassus is the source of this 953-nucleotide messenger RNA. The record is from the annotation of a GenBank genome assembly. NCBI's taxonomy places the organism in Eukaryota, Ciliophora, Spirotrichea, Euplotida, Euplotidae.